AUCGCCAUGUUCGCCCGCACGCCCGUCAAGACGAUGGCCGCCCAGGCCUCGCGCAGCAUGUCUGCGUCCGCCAAGGUGUGGAUCAACAAGGACACCAAGGUCAUCUGCCAGGGCUUCACCGGCAAGCAGGGCACGUUCCACUCGCAGCAGGCCAUCGAGUACGGCACCAACAUGGUGGGCGGCGUGACCCCCAAGAAGGGCGGCUCCACGCACCUGGGCCUGCCCGUGUUCAACACGGUGGCCGAGGCCAAGCAGGAGACGGGCGCCGACGCCUCCGUCAUCUACGUGCCGCCGCCGUUCUGCGCCGCGUCCAUCAUCGAGGCCAUCGAGGCCGAGAUCCCCCUCGUCGUGGCCAUCACGGAGGGCAUCCCGCAGCAGGACAUGGUCAAGGUCAAGUGGCACCUGCGCAACCAGAACAAGACGCGCCUCAUUGGCCCCAACUGCCCCGGCAUCAUCAAGCCCGGUGAGUGCAAGAUGGGCAUCAUGCCCGGCUACAUCCACCAGAAGGGCAAGAUCGGCAUCGUGUCCCGCUCGGGCACCCUGACCUACGAGGCUGUGGCCCAGACCACGGCCCUGGGCCUCGGCCAGUCCACGGUCAUCGGCAUUGGCGGCGACCCGUUCAACGGCACCAACUUCAUCGACUGCCUCGAGCGCUUCACCAACGACCCCGAGACCGAGGGCAUCAUCAUGGUGGGCGAGAUCGGCGGAUCCGCCGAGGAGGAGGCGGCCGAGUGGCUCAUGGCCCACGGCGACCCCAACAAACCCGUGGUGAGCUUCAUCGCCGGCACGACGGCUCCCCCCGGACGCCGUAUGGGCCACGCUGGCGCCAUUGUUUCGGGCGGCAAGGGUACGGCUGCCGGCAAGUUCGCCGCUCUGGAGGCCGCUGGCGUCGCUGUCACGCGAUCGCCCGCUCGUCUGGGUGCGACGCUGUUCGAGGAGAUGAAGAAGCGGGCUUAAAGCACCAGUAGCCUGGUUCAUUAACGGAAGGAGAGCGCGAGGAUCUAACUGCAGCGGCCACGGACAGGAGAUUGGACAUGGCGAGGCUUCCAGCCACUUGGUAGCUGGAUACGAAAGGUCGAGUUGUCUGCUCGCUGUGCGUCGCUGGUAGCGGCACUCGCUCCUCCUCUGAUUUAGUCACGUUAAACUACAAGAAAACAAGAGCUUGAAACACU
This is a messenger RNA of Phytophthora sojae, 1172 nucleotides long. RefSeq lists its product as hypothetical. Gene Ontology annotation, biological process: tricarboxylic acid cycle. Gene Ontology annotation, molecular function: succinate-CoA ligase (ADP-forming) activity; succinate-CoA ligase (GDP-forming) activity. Lineage: Eukaryota; Oomycota; Peronosporomycetes; Peronosporales; Peronosporaceae. The record is from RefSeq and is a predicted model, not a curated record. Gene Ontology annotation, cellular component: mitochondrion; succinate-CoA ligase complex (ADP-forming). Bases 7 to 957 code for a protein of 316 amino acids. The transcript has 2 exons.